Messenger RNA from Metarhizium brunneum ARSEF 3297, 2349 nucleotides. RefSeq lists its product as uncharacterized. Lineage: Eukaryota; Fungi; Ascomycota; Sordariomycetes; Hypocreales; Clavicipitaceae. The record is from RefSeq and is a predicted model, not a curated record. Gene Ontology annotation, molecular function: zinc ion binding; DNA-binding transcription factor activity, RNA polymerase II-specific; RNA polymerase II cis-regulatory region sequence-specific DNA binding. Gene Ontology annotation, biological process: DNA-templated transcription; regulation of transcription by RNA polymerase II. Gene Ontology annotation, cellular component: chromatin.
AUGUCUUUUCACAGUACGUGGGCCGUCUCCGACAAGACACCCGAUGACGGCCGCGAUAGCCAGUAUUCCCAUGAUUUGGUGCAGCAGGAGGAACCUCUCGUGGGCUUCGCAACUGAUGGUGCAGUUUCCGACCAUCUUCAACUCGGGCAAUCCACACAAAUGCCAGCAACAGACACGCCUGAUAUUUCAACAAGCGACAUGCCUUUGCCAUCCAGUUACUUACAUUUGGACUCUCAACACGAAGCCACAUUGUCCGUCCAUCAUCAGCCUUCGGCUGCCACGCUACAUCCUCGAGGCAGCAGUGACCAAGCCCACAGCACCGUCGACAAGUCGGUGACUUGGGACUUAUUAUAUGGCAAUGACUUGGACCUUCUUUGGAGGGAAAUCGCAGCGACCUCUUCCCUGUCUAUGCCAUCGACGUUUGGGACAAACUAUCCAAUCAAUUUGCUUCCCGCUUCACAGCCCGGUAUCUCUGAGCUUGACACGGCCAUGUUUUCCAACAAACGUCACGACGAGUCACGGAACACGUCAGGCGUAAGAAUGCCUGAUUUUCUUCCGCGUCAGCCAGCCGGGCAACCAUCGGAGAAUUAUGCCCGAUCUAUACCAGAAAACACCAAAACGACAUCCAGUGGGCGCCUCCUUCAGCCCCCGUCAACCCUUGAUGGAACUGGUAGUCCGUGUUUGCUAUCCAAAGCGGACUACUCCAUUAUAUGCAACAGCAUUGAAAAACACCGUUCCGUCUUGCCAGCAACCUUUACUAUGCCUACUCGAUACGCAUUACGCCGCUACGUCGAAGGGUAUUUUUCGGGAUUUCACGAACAUCUGCCCUUUAUCCAUUAUCCCACCUUUUCGCUCGCCUCUCAAACGCCCGAGCUCAUCCUGGCUAUUGCUGCCACUGGGGCUCGGUAUCGGUUUCAACGUCAGCAGUCGCAUGACCUCUAUAUUUCUGCCAGAGCUCUGCUCGAAGAACAAAUACUCAGGAGAAAUGGCUAUGAAAAGCCCAUUUCGGUUUUCAGCACGCCUGAGCUACUCUUGGACGGAUAUUCACACGCUCGUUCCUGCCAAUCCAGUGUAGAAACCCCUGACCAAUCUACAUCAGACAUUAACUGUGACAAUGUCAAGACAAUGCACGCCAUGAUCAUCCUGAUGGCUCUGGGCACGUGGAACCAACGCUCACUCAUAAAGGACGCCUUCUCCAUCGCAAGCGAGCUCGCCUUUUUGGUCCAGGAAGAUGGCGUUGGCGUUGGGGCAGCAGCAGACUCGCCUGGCGCUGAUUUGACCUGGCGUGAGUGGGUUGCUGCCGAAGAGAGGCGACGCGCCAAGCUGGUGGCAUUUUGUUUCAACAACCUACUGUAUAUUGCGUACAACAUUGCCCCCAAGUUGAUGAACUCGGAUGUGGCUCGGCUGAGCGUGCCCAGCCCUGAAUCCCAUUGGAGAGCUGCGAGCGAGGAUGAAUGGAAGGCGGCCCGUAGCAGAGAUGCCAUCGUCGAGACCAACGUUCAACAGAGCUAUUCGAGUCUAUUUCGGAACCAGACCGCUGCGCCAGCUAGCAACGGGCUGUCUUCCUUUGGCAAUUACGUCCUGAUCCACUGCGUAGUACAGCAAAUCUUUCUGGCUAGACAGUUGUCAUUUGCGCCGUCAGGGAUUGAAUGCGCCUCAUUGCCGCCAGAUUUGUUGCUCAAGUUUGACUCUGCGUUGCGGGUAUGGCAACACACCUGGGAGGCUACCAAGGAUUCGUCUCUUGAUCCGUCCUCGCCCGGCGGACCUCUCAGUUUCAAUUCGACGGCUCUCUUCCGACUGGCUUAUAUUCGGCUGCAUGCUGAUUUUGGACCUUGCCGCCGGCUGGAAACGCGCAAUGCCGAGCGCAUUGCCCAGGCUUUCCGCAAUGCCCCUUUGCUCGAACGCAGCCCCCUGGUAGGUCGUGCUGUGCUUCAAAGUGCCCACUCGCUGAGCAUUCCGGUCCGAAUUGGCAUCGAGUUUGUGGCAAGGACGCAAACUUUGCACUGGAGUAUCGUUCACAGUCUGUGUAAUCUGGAAUGCGGCUUGUUUCUCGGCAAAUGGCUCGAAACGAUAGCGAAUGCCAUGGCGUUGGGUGACACUAUACAAGAGGACGAGAAACGAUUAAUGGGCAUUGUUGCGAGCAUCAUCAGUGAGACUGAACUCGGCGACAAGUUGGCCUCUGAAACUGAUAGUGUGCUUAAGGUAAAGCGCAUGGCUGUUGCGGUGAUGCAGUUGUGGGCGUAUAGUUUCAAGGGAGCACAUGUGUUUGAUAUCAUGGGAACUAUUGGUGCGGGCCUGGAUAUAUGCGCUGAUAUGCUUCAACGAGAGCUUGUGACUGAUGACAAGUGA